AUCUAGAAGUGAGAGGGAGAGACGGUGAGAGUGAGAGUGUGAGUGGAGGAGUGAGGACCGGAGCUCCGACACUUUUCCUCCACUUUUCCGAUCAUUCUUCCAGUUAUCCCCCUCUCUCUUGCUGUCUCGCGCGCGCUGUGGAAUUCGGUCGGGAGUCUCGCGCAUAGUUGAACUGGAUCUGCAGAACCGGAGCCUGUGAGGAGUAUGUGAGGAAAAGGAGAAAAGAAAGAAAAAGAGACGGGGGAAUAGAGUGAAGAGGAAGAAGAAGAAAAGGAAGAGGGGGAAGACAGGAUGUGGAGGUGUCCGAGACAGAGCGCGAGCUCUUUUUUAUUACCGACCCGGGUUUACCGAACCGGAGCGGAUUUCCGGAGCGCGUGAAGAACAGAACAGAGGAAUUACUGAGUGGAUGAAGUGCAGAAGAGUGAGCUGGAUGAGUGCACGCGCAAGGAGAAAGGUCCCGGGCUCCAGAUGUCCCACCGCCUGAAAUUGUCCUGGGUUGAGACCCAGUGGAGUGUAACGGAGAGGAAAGGAGGAGUCGUGGGCUUCUCAGCUUCAGGGCUGCUGUUGCAAUUUCACACAGGCUCUGGGCCAAACGAGUCCUGCCGUGCUUUGAUAUUUUAGCAUGGAUGGCGCCAAUCACGGACCCUCUGACCUCAAGAACCAGAUCGUGGCGCUGAGGUGGAGGACUAGCAAUUAUCAAAGGAUUAACCCCGGACUUCCUCUCUGCGAACUGUGUAUUAGUGUGAUCCUAUAAAGCACCUCGCUGGAUUUACUUCUCCGCCUCCUAAAUCACAGAUUUUGCGGGUGGCUUUGAAUUUUUUUUCUUUUUCUUUCUUUUAUUCUCAUUUUCCCGCAAUGGAGUUCCAAGUCGGACUAUGGAAUAACGAUUGGACCUCAUUUGUUCGAUUUUGGUUCACGGUGUUGCUGAGUUUGCAUGUGCAGUUUGAUCCCGUUGCAUCAUGUCCCAAAGAAUGUCGUUGUGACAAAACGUUUAUAUACUGUAACGAGAGGAGUUUGACGUCUGUGCCUCUGGGGAUUGGGGAGGGAUACAAGAUCCUUUACCUCCACAACAACCAGAUCAACAGCGCUGGAUUUCCGAUGGAACUCCAUAAUGUUGCAUCAGUGGAGACUGUCUAUUUGUACGGGAACCAGCUGGACGAGUUCCCCCUCAACCUUCCCAGAAACGUGAAAGUACUCCAUUUACAGGAAAACAACAUUCAGACCAUUUCCAGAGCAGCACUUGCCCAGCUACCCAAACUGGAAGAACUGCACUUGGAUGACAACUCCAUCUCCACAGUCGGGGUGGAGGAAGGGGCUUUUCGGGAAGCGGUAAACCUAAAGCUCCUCUUUCUUACCAAGAAUCACUUGAGCAGUGUUCCUAUCGGAUUACCAGCAGAUCUUAAGGAACUGCGUCUGGAUGAAAACCGUAUCGCAGUGAUAGAUGAAGGAGCUUUUCAGAAUGUUACCAAUCUCCAGCGUCUGGUGCUGGAUGGAAAUCUUCUGGAGGAUGACGCCAUCGCUCCUGGUACCUUUAAGAACCUGGUCAACCUCAAAGAGCUUUCGUUAUCCCGGAAUUCUCUCACCAAGCCACCGCCUUUGCUUCCUUCGGUGUCUCUUGCUAAACUGAAUCUGCAGGAGAACCAGAUUGAAAGCAUCCCUGCUUUGGUUUUCUCCGAGCUCAGGAAGCUUGAGAAGCUCGACCUUUCUACAAACCAGCUACAGACUGUUCCACAGGGUGUGUUUGAUGGACUGAGCAGCCUUACACAUCUCAAUGUUCGGGGCAACCCUUGGCGCUGUGAUUGCGCUAUUAAGUGGAUUGUUUUUUGGCUGAAGUCCUUACCAUCUUCUGUGAACGUCCGAGGAUUUACAUGUCACCAACCAGAAAGGUUAAAGGGCAUGACCAUCCGAGAACUCAACCUUGAUGUCAUUCAGUGUCCAGCUGGUACUGAAAUUGACCCGUGGCUCAGUCGCUUACCUUCGUCUCCAUCACCACCUCAUAGAACCACCAUCCUACCCAGAACCACGUCCAUCACCACCAUGUCAUCCACAGUUUUCCACCCAACCACAACCAUUCCCACACUUCCGGUGCCCAAUUUCCCGCCCGCUCCCUAUCCACCCUAUGAAGACCCUUUGAAAAUAUCCUUGAAUGUGGUGAAUGGCACGUGUGUGGAGGUCAGCUGGGAAUCUUAUUUCACCGUGACGGCUUAUAAAGUCACCUGGGUCAAGAGGAACCAGAACUUAAUGAUGGAUAUUAGCCAAGAGAGGACGGUUCCUGGAGAGCAAAGGAGGCUUAACUUGUAUGACUUGGAACCUAGAUCCAAGUACCGCAUCUGUGUUUACAUUCUGGAUUCCUUAAAUAGUUACAGACCCGGAGAGGAUACCAUCUGUUCGGAGAUCAGGACCAAAUCGGCCUCUAGAACCACCAACAACUCGGAGUCGGAUCCGGUGGCGCAACAGGACGUCACAUCUACGUUCCUUUUAGCCGGCGUGAUCGGUGGUGUCGUGCUGCUCGUUUUGAUCAUAUUACUGAGUCUGUUUUGUUGGUACAUGCACAAGAAGAGCAGGUCUUCCUGUUCCUCGUCCAAAUGGAAAUACAACAGAGGCAGGAGAAAAGACGACUACUGUGAAGCCGGCACCAAGAAGGAUAACUCUAUCCUGGAAAUGACCGAGACCAGCUUCCAGAUUGUGCCAUUGAACAAUGAGCAGCUUCUAAAGGGCGAUUUCAGGAUCCAGCCCAUUUACACGCCCAACGUUGGCAUUGGAUACAGAGACUGCCACCUCAGCAACAACAGCAUUGUUUACUGCAAAAGCAGCAAUGUUCCUGGUGUGGAAUUCUGCCACACGUGACGCUAUGAGCUAUUUUUUUAAAGACAUAAUAAACAUUCACUGUACGAUUGUACAGUGCACACACACACACACACACAUAAACACAAACUCACACAGUUUUAUAUCGAAAGCAAAAUCUAACUAUGAAUAUAUUCCCUCAUGCUAAUUUAUAUCGCAGAUGUGGAAUUCAGCUUUGGGUUUGUUCUUUAUUUUUCUUAGCAAAUGGUUUUGUAAUUAGCAUGGACCGGUGUGAGUCCGUUGUGUUUGUGUAAUCAAGGCUGGUGUUAAGUGCAUUAGUCUAGGUUUUCUGCCUCUGGGGUGUGAACGUGGAUACCUCGCUAAGACCCUGAAUAUAAACCCCUGUGGAGAAACGGUAGUUAAGAUAACAAAGCGGUCAGGAAAAUGAAACGGCGCUGAUUAGCCUGCAAUGGAAACAAUAAUACAGGAGCAGUUUUUUUUAUUCUCUUUCCACUUUUUUCUGCAGUCUUGUUGUCGACGUGGCAGAGUGAAGCAGUUGUACAGGAAAUGAGCUUUUUGAGAAAGUCACAUCUGAACACGCUUACAACAUUUCAACACCACAAAAUCCUGCGAGGGGCCGAGAGAGAGAGGGAGAGAGAGAGAGAGAGAUGACCUACAAGCUGGUGGAGUGUUUGGUUUGGCGUCCUGCCAGCAGAGGGCAAGUUUUUUUUUCUCUAGAGGAUUCUUUCGACCAUUAACCAAACACUGCAGAUCCAAUCCCACUAAUUUCAUAUUGCUUUUUUUGUUUUCGCUGUCGUGUUUAGGUUUUCAUGUCAAACACGGUCAGAUAUUCAGAGGGCUGCCAGGGCUCGGUGAGGGUUCUGGAGCAGGUGUCUAUGAGCUCAUGCACUCAGCCUUGGGUCUCGCUCUGGAGGCUCCUUACAAAUGAUCUCAGACCAUUUAAAACUGUUCACCUAGUGAGUGCUGGAGUCUGAGAACAGACUGAACUUCGGUUCAUAUUUCGUUCCACACCUCGUAUAAUCAUCCUCUUGUAUCUGUACAGGGUAUCAGUUAUUGCCCGUAUUUUCCUCUCUUUUCCUUUUACCGAUCCAGCGCAGUCUAAUCAGGCAGCUCUUUAGGUAGGAUGAUAAAUUGUGGGGUAGAAAAAAAAAAUUCUUAAACAAGCUGGUGUGUGCCAGCGCUCGGUUCAGCCUCAGAUCCCUGCAUGAGGGCAAUUAAAACUAUUUUUAAUGCUGCGCUGGUUUUUCCGAUCCAGGGCGCCUGCUUAGGGACGCCGUGUUUUAUUUUAUUUUUUUACCAUGGCGGAGAACUCCUUAUCCUGCGCCGUUACUCUCUGACUUUAUUUGCUUUGACAAGAUUUUAUUUCAUGGGUCAAGUUCAAAGAAUCUCUCCCCUCUCGCUCAUAAGCCCUGGUUCUAAAAACAAGGCAAGAAAGAAAAAGAGAAAGGACGAGAAAUAUGCAGAGGUUAUUUUCGCCCUGGAGGAAUGAAUCGAGAGAGAGAGAGAGAGAGAGAGAGGGGUUGAUUAACUCUUUCUAGACCAGCAGGCUGAUGGUUUUGAGGAAAUAACCCCAGAACAUCCUCGAGCUCAGACGUGAUGUGAACUCCACAUGUUCCAUCUGUAAAAAAAAAGCCACAAGUAUUUUAUUGGUUGUAGCAAAAACAGAUGUGUGUCUCUGAGAAAGAAGAAAAGAGAAGCAGCUACUGCACUGUGUUCCAGACAGAACCGGCCCGCAGCUCUCAGUCACAUGACCAUGCUUCAUUCUCAACAUUUUAAACCACGAGGUGAAGUUCAUCAUCAGAAACUCAUCGAUUCCUCCGAGAACACAAAAAGUUCCCAGAGUUUAUUCUUUUAUUUAAAUUUAAUGUUAAUAAAAGUGGUUAAAGAGGAUAAUCAGCAUGAAGCUGUGUGUGUGUGUGUGUGUGUGUGAGAGAGAGAGACUCAUCAGUGUGGGUUUUUACUGCUCUGCUGUAAUGAUGCAGCCGCUGAACCACCAGUUUGUAGCUCUGAGGCUAAAGUAGCUCAGACGUAAUGGAAGCGUGUAGCCUCCAGUUUAGCACUGUGCACUUCUCCACUCUGCUGACCUUCUUACAGUUUGCACAACGCCACGUUCUCACGUUCUGACCAUUUUCAUCUGCGUCUCUUUCUCGCUCUAAAUUUCCUGAUCUUCAUAUUUAUUCUAAAAAAUUUUUAGAUUUUUUAAAGAUUUUUUUUAAUUCAGAGCCAAAACACUUCCUGUGUAGCCACGGUGAUUAACAGCUCAUCUGCUCACGCUCAGUUAGCGAUGAUGCUAACACUUCCUGAAAACCAGCACAGAAUCUCAGAGACAUUUGUGUACUCUGAGCUUUUAGUGAAGAUCAUUUAACAUAGCUGUGGAUUUAAUACAUCAUUAAAACUGUACAAACUCUCUCUCUCCCCCUCUCUCUCUCUCUCUCUCUCUCUCUCUCCCUCUCUCUCUCUCCCUCUCUCUCUCUCUCCCUCUCUCUCUCUCUCCCUCUGUCUCUCUCUCUCUCUCUCCCUCUCUCUCUCUCUCCCUCUGUCUCUCUCUCUCUCUCCCUCUGUCUCUCUCUCCCUCUGUCUCUCUCUCCCUCUGUCUCCCUCUCUCUCUCUCCCUCCCUCUCUCUCUCUCUCUCUCUCCCUCUGUAUCUCUCUCCCUCUGUCUCUCUCUCCCUCUGUCUCCCUCUCUCUCUCUCCCUCCCUCUCUCUCUCUCUCUCUCCCUCUGUCUCUCUCUCCCUCUGUCUCUCUCU
Molecule: messenger RNA, 5553 nt
Organism: Hemibagrus wyckioides
Lineage: Eukaryota; Metazoa; Chordata; Actinopteri; Siluriformes; Bagridae
Gene: flrt2
Product: fibronectin leucine rich transmembrane protein 2
Exons: 2
Coding region: 856-2847 (663 amino acids)
Molecular function (GO): protein binding
Source: RefSeq, a predicted model, not a curated record